This is a messenger RNA of Sturnus vulgaris (Common starling), 1149 nucleotides long. It is a transcript of the gene ARPC3, whose product is annotated as actin related protein 2/3 complex subunit 3. Gene Ontology annotation, cellular component: Arp2/3 protein complex; cytoskeleton. NCBI's taxonomy places the organism in Eukaryota, Metazoa, Chordata, Aves, Passeriformes, Sturnidae. Gene Ontology annotation, biological process: regulation of actin filament polymerization; Arp2/3 complex-mediated actin nucleation. The record is from RefSeq and is a predicted model, not a curated record.
CUCCCGCUUCCCCUCCUCGCACCGCCUCUGCCGCUGCCUCAUUUCCUGCAGCGUAGGCGGAGGAGGAAGCUCUGUGCCCGCUUUCCUGGCCGGUUCGCCCCGCUUCCCCUCCCGCUCGGCCCCGCCGAGCCGCCUUCUGUCCUUCGAGAUGCCGGCUUACCACUCCACUUUAAUGGACUCGGACACCAAGCUAAUUGGGAACAUGGCACUGUUACCCAUCAGAAGCCAGUUCAAGGGCCCAGCACCUCGAGAAACUAAGGACACAGAUAUUAUAGAUGAAGCCAUCUACUACUUCAAAGCUAACGUUUUCUUCAAAAAUUACGAAAUUAAGAAUGAGGCUGACAGAACGCUGAUCUAUGUGACUCUCUACAUUUCUGAGUGCCUGAAAAAGCUGCAAAAAUGUAACUCCAAAGGCCAGGGAGAGAAGGAAAUGUACACACUAGGAAUCACUAACUUCCCAAUCCCAGGGGAGCCUGGCUUUCCACUUAACGCCAUUUACGCCAAACCUGCCAACAAGCAGGAAGAAGAGGUGAUGAGGGCCUACCUGCAGCAGCUGAGACAAGAAACCGGCCUUCGCCUCUGUGACAAAGUGUUUGAUCCUCAGAGUGACAAGCCAAGCAAGUGGUGGAUCUGCUUUGUGAAGAGGCAGUUCAUGAACAAGAGUCUCUCAGGCCCUGGGCAGUGAAGCAAAGUGGCAACAACCUUAAGCAUUUCCACAGCAAGAUGUUCAAGUCUUUUGCCUUUGUUUUGGAUACAUUUUGUACCAAGGAAGAAUUAAGUGCUAAUGAAGUAAAAAAAAAGAAAAAAACAAGAAAAAAACCAAACCUGUCAAUGAGUGAUAGAGGGAGGGAGAGCAAAAAGAUAAGUUGUGUAAGCAAAUAUUAUUAAGCUGGUGCUUAAUAAGUGAUUUCUAAUGUGCUGUUUCAGAUGCAAGCUGCUUUGUAAUCGUGGCUACAGCAUUUAAAACAGGGCUUGUAUUUAAGAGAAGAAAUGGGCUUGGCUGUGGGGCAGGGGAGCUGUGUCAUUGCUCUGCUGGCUGGAGUCUGGGUGUUGUAAUGUCCAGGGAAAACAGACCUCUCACGCUGUGUUGUCCAGUGCAGUGAUUUUUACCUUGUUUUCAAUAAAAUUCGCUUGUAAUUAAUGUGGUAA